CGAGACAUGUGGUCUCCUCCUUUGCCCACCAAUGGACUGUCUCCACUUCCUUCGCGAAAUGCUGCCACCCGUUCACCAUUAUCUCCUUCAUUGGGAUAUAGCCACCGUCAUCGACACGUUUGUGAUGAGGAAGAUGAUAGCAAAGAUGAUAUUCGUCGGCGAUAUGAUCGCUGUCGUAAUCACGGCGACGAUAAUCGUCGACGAGACCAUCGCCGAUCCCCUCCAGCUGAACGACAUCAUACCACUGUCGCUUCACCUGACUGUCUAAUUCCAUUUGCCACCGGCACAAGACAUCGUCGACAUUUAGAUGUGGCCAGAUCACCUGAGGUCGUAUCUGCUCCUCUAGAAGUCAAACGCUCGGGAAAGCCAGCUUUCUUGGCUGGUCGGCAUGUGGUUGAGUUCCAAGACAGCUAUGUAGUCAACAUUGAGACGCGCCAUGCCAAGCCAAGUCAAAAGCUAACCCCCGAAACCGAGAAGACUGGCGAGCAAAGCCCUGCAAUUCGUUCCUGUCAGCAGCUGAAUCCAAGCGAGGGAGGCACAGAUCGCAACAAGCAUGUGAAUAUCGUUCUGAAUAAAAAAGAGGUAACAACGGUUGUUGAAGAACUGUCCUUACAUCGCUCGGCAGCCGGCGCCUUUUCUUCCUCUCCAUCACCUCCGGCUGAGCCAUUUUCUAAACUCGACUCAACACAACGGCCUGACGUUGACUCUGUUGCCAUGCCUCCUGGACUUCUUUCUACCGGCUUAGAUAAGUCUACUACGCCUGGUAUGGACACUGGGGCUAGCCAUCUGCCUAGCCUUACGGUUGACCCCGACUCUGCCCAAAAGAGACGCAGCUCAAAUGGUAGUCGAAGUCGGAGCCAGAGCUCUGAGCACGUUCGCAAGCUGCCACACGAUCCCGGCCGCCAUGGCGGUAGGUCCCGAGACCCUCCUGUUAGCUUGGUUAGUUCGAACAGUCUAAGCAGGCGUAGUCGCAGUCGGGGAAAUAGGCAUGGACGCGGAGGCAGUCGAUCCUCAGAUGACUCUUCUCGGUCUGGUUCAUCGCCGCCUAGCCGCUUUACUGGUAGCAGUAGUUGGCAGCACCGGAGUCCUCCGCCCCACCUCCUUAAGCUGUAA
Molecule: messenger RNA, 1113 nt
Organism: Protopolystoma xenopodis
Lineage: Eukaryota; Metazoa; Platyhelminthes; Monogenea; Polystomatidea; Polystomatidae
Source: the annotation of a GenBank genome assembly